GUCGAUUAUCAUUUUGAUUCCAACAAAAAUCGACAUCAUGACAAAACCACACGAAACCCCCCCGGGAUCCCCUCCCGGAUCUCCCACCAUCCCCCGGGCAAGCGUCCAUGACGCCUCUGUCCAAGAGCCUAAGGUCGUCGCCAAAAAAGAGGCGCCCAUGACCGAGGCCGAAGCCGAGCAGGCCCUGGCCGCCAGUGUGGAGAUACCAUCAACACCGACGGACGUCAAUGUGGAUAUUCCACCAACGUCGCCAGCCCCGGGCGCCGAGAGCUCAACCCAGCCAGGCGAACAUGCAGACACCUCGUCCCCCGAUCCCCAGUCAUCUUCGGGCGAGGAAUCUGAGGAGAGCGUAGGUGAUGGGAGAAUGGCCAUCACCAGCGGCGUUCUCCAGAACAUCCUCGCAGACUGGACCUUGCGUGGUCGUCCCGCGCUGCUUCUCAACGUCGUCUGUCAUCGCGAUUGGGACAACGAAGAUGAGCCAGAUUCAGUCGAAGAGGCCGUUCUUCGAGACCUCUGCGAUUUGCCUCAUAGCGUGACGGUGUCCGAUAUCGACAGCGCCAUGACGGAUGCUCGCCGUAGGGCAUACGACACCACAAUCAGAAGGGGGCUCGAAGAUAUCGGGUUGAAUUUCAUCAACUACGUAGUCCUGCUCUAUGUGUGGGAUCAGUUCCACACUUACUUGACGCGCGACGACUUCCCAUGGAAGGAUUACAUGCCGGUCGACAUGAUGUCGGGAGGUCCCGACGACGGGUUCCACGGCCAUCGAAGCCUUCGCGAGAGGCAAAAGGCGAUUAAGGCGCAACGAGCAAUGGCGGCCUCGUCCUCAUCCCAGGCCAAGCCGACACCGCCCGCGCCCAGCCAGCCCAUGCAGCCCAUGCAGCCCACGCAGCAGCCCAUGCAGCAACCGAUGCAGCAGCCAAUGCAGCAGACUGGCAUGCCACCGCAGGGCUACCCGCAAGCCGAUGGCUACGGGUACGACUACGGCAUGCCCCCGCAGGGCCACCCGCAAGCCCAUGGCUUCGGGUACGGAUACGGCACGCAGCCCGAGGGCGGAUGGCGGAGCGCUGGUCCGCAGUGGCGGCAGUGA
Molecule: messenger RNA, 1087 nt
Organism: Colletotrichum destructivum
Lineage: Eukaryota; Fungi; Ascomycota; Sordariomycetes; Glomerellales; Glomerellaceae
Exons: 3
Coding region: 38-1087 (349 amino acids)
Source: RefSeq, a predicted model, not a curated record